UCUGGAAGUUUGAUCAAUGGAUUCCUCAGAUCAAAAGUACUUGCCAUGAGCGUCAUGUCAGCGGAAACAGUUUACGACUAUAUAGAUGUCUUUAAAAAGCAAUUCUAUCGCUUGACAACAGUGCAGAAAGAAGCCUUUAUGGAGCUGGUCAGAAAAAAGAUUGGUGAUAUUAUGCCGAGAGACGAGGAUGAAGUCAUUGCUCUAGGUCCCUUUGUCAUGUACUUGAAAGACGAGGAAAUCAAGAACCUGACCCCAGAGGCUGCCCAAGAAGCUGUCUUGCAAUUAAUCAGUAGUCGCUUGGAAGAGAUUCCAAAAAGCGUUAAGUCGACACUACUGAAGAAACUGAUGCAGCUUAAGGGUAAGGCACGUGCCUUGGGCCGCGACAUGGCAUUGCGUGACUUGACAGACGACGACGUGCGUGAGUGUGCAGCUGUCAUGGUCGACAUCAAGCCUGAUGAGAUCGACCAAUUACCUGAGCAGUAUAUCAAAGGCAUUGUGGAGGCGAUGGCUGAGUUGGCGCACAAACUUUCCGCCCAACAGAAGCAGCGAUUGCUCCAAAGAUACAAGCAGGCCAUUAGGGGCGAUGGCGAUCUCCAGGAUGCUUUUACACGCUUGACAAAAGACGAUGUUGACACUCUUGGAGGGAUACUAGAGGCUGCGUCCGUUGCUGAUCUUCAAAAAAUUCCAAAUCAAAUUGUCAAAGGCUUGUCGGAUGUGUUUGGGCAAAUGCAAUUUGACAAAGAGAAGGCAGGGGUCAUUUGGAGCAAAAUGGAGAGCGCGUCAAGACGGAAAAAGCGAAAUGCGGACAUGUCCUCCAGGAGUGGCGCAGACUUGAUCGCUAUGGGAAGUAUGCUGGUGGCGUUGAGCAAAGAAGAAAUAGCCACCGUAUCGACUGCGGCUUUUGACGAGGCCGCUGGUGUGAUUGGAGCCCAAAAAGGAUUCAGCGCCGAACAACUCACAUCCUGGGCGGCUAAAGCAAAGCAGGCGUGGAAUAGCCCGUCCAGUUUCACCGCUGAACAGCUUGGCAGACUUGGCAUCAUGGUGGCGGGAUUCACCCCGGAAGAACUGGGAACCAUGCUGCUUAGAGCCAAUGACGUCGUCGAGAGCUUAGGGUCCCUGAGGCUGGAGGGAAGUAACGGCGAGCCUGGUUACACAGCCAGCCACCUUUCGAAAGCACUUGCGCAGGUCGUCAAGCUUAAGGGAAAGGCCAUCAGUGCCUUCGAAGGAGAUGACCUCAUUGCGCUGAAGAACUUCUCCCUGGGAAUGACGCCAUCUGAUAUAGAGUCCAUCAGCACCGCCGCAUUUGGAUCUGCUGGUGGAUCCCUUGGCGAUAUCUCAGGAUGGUCAGCGGACCAUCAGCGCGCACUCAAGUCGCGAUUUGUGGCUGUUUAUGGAUCAGUAGACACCUGGACGACAGCAGAGGUCAGGGACACUGGUGCGGCCAUCGGUGGGUUGACGGCAAGCGAGUUACAGGCUCUGUCUGCCGACCACGUGUCGAUGAUAAAGCCAACAGCCAUUGCUGAAAUGCCCGCCAAUCUUUUCAAGGAAUUCAGCACGGAGCAACUCACGGCCCUUGACUCAAGCCAAGCGGAUUUUGUAACCAUGGCCCAAAUGGAUGCUCUGCCCGCAGACAAGAAAGGUAUCCUGAACAAGAAGAAAGGAAGUGUCAACACUCCAGGGUCGGGUGCAAUGAUAUCGACUGCACCUCAGUCGGUGGUCGCGCUGGUACUGGCGUAUUUUAGUGCUGUUUACGCGGCAUAGAAUGUAAAACGAAGAGCAAGCAGUCAUGGAUACCCUCAUUACUGUCAAAACGAUUGGCGACAGGCUCAACAGAAUGGUCUGUGCUGCUCUUGUUAUAUGGUACAUGUCAGACCUCGACAGCCAAGAGCUGACAACCAUAUCAUUUCAGAGCUACAGUAGUAGAAGGACAUGUUCAGUUUUGAUGAAGACCACUCUUGAAUAGUUCACAGGCAGCUUUUGGGAACAAAUUGAGACAC
Molecule: messenger RNA, 1997 nt
Organism: Nematostella vectensis (starlet sea anemone)
Lineage: Eukaryota; Metazoa; Cnidaria; Anthozoa; Actiniaria; Edwardsiidae
Exons: 13
Coding region: 46-1761 (571 amino acids)
Biological process (GO): cell-matrix adhesion
Cellular component (GO): cell surface
Source: RefSeq, a predicted model, not a curated record